Corylus avellana is the source of this 1137-nucleotide messenger RNA. RefSeq names its product S-type anion channel SLAH1-like. NCBI's taxonomy places the organism in Eukaryota, Viridiplantae, Streptophyta, Magnoliopsida, Fagales, Betulaceae. The record is from RefSeq and is a predicted model, not a curated record. Gene Ontology annotation, biological process: intracellular monoatomic ion homeostasis; transmembrane transport. Gene Ontology annotation, cellular component: membrane. Gene Ontology annotation, molecular function: voltage-gated monoatomic anion channel activity.
AUGGAUGAUCAGAACCAAUCCCAACCCCAAAUCGAGAUCACCAUUGAUGCACCCAAUGACACCGAGCAACCACAUCGCGAACCUUUGAUCAUCAUCAGACGAUCCUCAUCACUCAUCUUAACUAAAUUUCAUGGCGGCCACUUCAGGAUUAGCCUCUCUCUCUGCAGCCAGGCCUUGCUGUGGAAGACCCUCGGAGACCCAAUCGACGACGCACACGCUUUCCGGCGCGUGCUUUCAAUACUACCCUCCAACGCUUUCCUUUUUCUCUGGUCUCUGGCUUUCUUUACAUUAGUUUCCCAAUCAACUCUUUAUAUUCUAAGAUGUUUUUUCCGCUUUGAAAUGGUUAAAAACGAGUUCUUUCACCAUGUGGGAGUGAAUUACCUGUUUGCUCCAUGGAUUUCAUGGCUCCUCCUGCUCCAAUCAUCGCGUUUAAUUGCUCCGACCACUAUCUACUACCAAGUGUUUUGGUGCGCCUCUGUUUUGCCGAUUGUUGUGCUGGAUGUUAAGAUCUACGGCCAGUGGUUCACGAAAGGGCCGUGGCUGUUAUCGACGAUGGCUAAUCCGGCGAGCCAAUUAUCGGUCAUCGGGAACUUCGUGGGGGCUUGGGCGGCGGCGCAAAUGGGGUGGAGGGAGUGUGCUCUGUUCUUGUUUUCGCUGGGGAUGACGCAUUAUUUGGUGCUGUUUGUCACGCUAUAUCAGAGGCUAUCUGGGAGCAGCAGCCUUCCGGUAAUGCUAAGGCCGGUGUUCUUUUUGUUCAUUGCGACUCCAAGCAUCGCAAGUUUGGCGUGGGAGUCCAUUGCUGGAAACUUCGAUGUUUCAUCCAAGAUGCUCUUCUUUCUCUCUCUGUUCCUAUUCAUGUCCUUGGUUUGUAGACCAGCCCUGUUCAAAAGAUCAAUGAGGAAGUUCAAUGUAGCGUGGUGGGCUUACCCUUUCCCUUUGACGGUCCUGGCACUGGCUGCAACCAAGUAUGCUCAGGAGGUGAGGGGCGCCAGAGCGCAUGCCUUGAUGCUUCUGCUAUCAGCAGUCUCAGUUUUGGCGUCUUUGGCCUUGAUCAUUGUCACUGUAAUCACUUCCAAUAAUAUUUUCUCACAAAGUCCCAAGAGCACUCUGCUUAAAAUUCCCAAUCCUCCUGCUUAA